Messenger RNA from Durio zibethinus, 1325 nucleotides. Its product is annotated as ethylene-responsive transcription factor ERF071-like. The record is from RefSeq and is a predicted model, not a curated record. Gene Ontology annotation, molecular function: DNA binding; DNA-binding transcription factor activity. Lineage: Eukaryota; Viridiplantae; Streptophyta; Magnoliopsida; Malvales; Malvaceae. Gene Ontology annotation, biological process: ethylene-activated signaling pathway; regulation of DNA-templated transcription.
CUCUCCUUUCAUUCUUCACUUGUCAAUUUCUUUUUAUAUCAAACCAUUCUUUUGUUUUUUCAAAACCCUUAAACCCUUGUUUCUUUUUACAUCUUCUUCAUUAUUACAUUUGUAGCUCAAAUACCGUUAGCAAUAGUUUCUUAAUUAUCUUCUAUUAAGAAAUGUGUGGCGGUGAUAUCACUGCUGAUUUCAUCCUCUGCAACCGUGGCAGCAGUGUCACCGCCUCUGACCUCUGGCCUAACUCACUCUUAUCUCAAACCAAUGGUUUUAAGUCCGAGCUAUGUCAACUUGGCCAUAAUGACUCGCUCUCCCACUUCAAAAGAUCACAACCCGAACCUUCCUUAGGUGAAGAGCAAGUGGAUAAGAAACCAAAGAGGCAGAGGAAAAAUCUUUACAGGGGCAUAAGGCAACGCCCCUGGGGCAAAUGGGCAGCAGAGAUUCGUGACCCCAGGAAAGGUGUUCGUGUUUGGCUCGGCACUUUCAACACUGCUGAAGAAGCAGCCCGAGCUUAUGACAGAGAGGCUCGCAAAAUCCGGGGUAAAAAGGCUAAAGUUAAUUUCCCCAAUGAAGAUGACGCCUUCUCCGUCGAAUAUAACCUGGAUCAUUUUGGCAAUCACCAAAUUAAUAACCAUAACUCAGUGGCUACUUGGAAUCCCAACCCCAAUUCAAACCUAUCAGUUUAUCCACAGCCCUGCAAGAACAAUUUAGAUAACUACGGAUUUGGUUAUGACCUGAACCAGAUUGGCGGAUAUGCUACUGACCCAAUUGUUAUAUCUGGAGAGAAAAAUUCAGUGUCAGGUUCAGAAGAGGCAUACUCUUGUGAUCCAAAUGUCAACAAUGGUCGUUUCUACGGCCCAGUAAAGGUUGAAGAAGAAGAAAAAGAUAAGCGAGACGUGAUACUGAACAGGGCUGUGGUGCAAGUUCAAGAAGAAAACCAAGUACAGAAGUUGUCUGAGGAACUGAUGGCUUAUGAGAAUUACAUGAAGUUUUAUCAGAUUCCAUAUUUGGAUGGGCAAUCAAUGACACAAAUUGUUGCUGUUCCGCAGGAGAGUGUUGUCGGCGAGUUUUGGAGCUUUGAUGAUAGUGGUGUUCCUGUUCCUGUUACUUCAACGGCUAUGUAACGCGUUUCUUCUUAUUCUCUUUUUCCUUGUUUUCUUUUAUUUUAUUGAACUUUUCGAUCUUUAUGUAAAAAAGGGUUGUAAUUGAUGAUUAUUUAUUUAUUUGUCGCUUUUUUUAUGAUGUUUAUUUUGUUAAAUUAUGAUACACUAUUGUUUGCAGUUUAUACCACUACUCAUUAAACUCCUUUACUUUAUUGGUAAAAAAAU